AAAAAUACUGAGGGCAUGCCGGAGUGUGAGCAGGCAGGGGAGGAGGAGGAGGUGAGAGUGCCUCGCACCAUGUUCUCUGGGUGCCCGCUGGGUGCAGUUUGGGAAAUGUUCCUCCUGUGAAUGGACGCACCAUGAACAUUUGGGAAGUGAUCCUGGCUUUCUUGGUUGUGGUCCUGAUCCUCGUGUCAUUGCUGUCCAACGUGCUGGUGCUGAUCUGCUUCUUGUACAGCGCCGACAUCCGCAAGCAGGUCCCGGGAUUGUUUAUCCUCAACCUGACCUUCUCCAACUUGUUGAUGACGGUCUUGAACAUGCCCCUGACCCUGACUGGGAUCAUUUACAAGAAUCAACCGGGGGGAGAUCAGUUUUGCCACAUGGUGGGAUUCCUGGAGACUUUCUUGACCACCAACUCCAUGCUGAGCAUGGCAGCGCUGAGCAUAGACAGAUGGAUAGCUGUGGUCUUCCCUCUAAGUUAUCAUUCCAAAAUGCGUUACAAAGAUGCUGCUCUGAUACUCAGCUACACGUGGCUACACUCUGUGUCCUUCCCUAUAGUGGCAGCUUCUCUCUCCUGGGUGGGUUUCCAUCACCUUUAUGCCUCCUGCACCCUGUACAACAACAGAUCAGAGGAGAGGACACAGUUUGUGAUUUUCACGGGGGUCUUUCACAUCCUCAGCUUCCUCCUCUCCCUCGUAGUGUUGUGUUUCACCUAUCUAAAAGUGCUGAAGGUGGCACGGUUUCACUGUAAACGGAUUGACGUGAUUACUAUGCAGACACUGGUGCUGCUGGUGGACAUCCAUCCCAGUGUACGAGAGCGUUGUCUAGAAGAACAAAAGAGACGGCGGCAACGAGCAACAAAGAAAAUCAGUACCUUUAUUGGUACUUUUAUACUUUGUUUUGCACCUUAUGUAAUUACAAGAGUGGUAGAAUUAUCAUCCGUAGUCCCCAUCAAUUCUCACUGGGGAGUCAUUUCCAAGUGCUUGGCUUACAGCAAAGCUGUUUCAGACCCUUUUGUGUACUCUUUAUUACGACAUCAGUACAAGAAGACGUGGAAGGACAUAAUAAACAAGAUUCUUAAAAGAAGCUCCAUAAAUUCCUCAGCCCUCACAAGCGAAUCGCACAAUCAGAAUAUAUUGCAAACAACUGAAUGAGGAAGCCAGCACAGAAUCUCCACGAAAGAUGGAAGAAUACAAGGUGGUUGGGGGGAGUAACAUGUAGCUAUCAUUAACUAACAAUGGUCAUGAAAGUUAUUCACUGAAGCUCACAGUCUAGCUUGUACAUCAUCAGCAGCCCAUGUAACAACUUUCCUAGUGAAGCUGGCUGCUUCACAUGUCCUUCUUUUGACAUGAAGUGUUGUAAUUGAUACCUGAACCUGCCAGCUCUCCAAACACAAAUAUCCCAUUGACUUCAAUGCAAGGUGAUGCAUCCAUAAUGAGUCAAACCCUGUCCUUAUUUGAGGGAGCCAUAGAAGUGGCAGGAGCAAAACUUUGCAGGGUCCAUUUCAAUGCUACUCUAAAAAGCUGUAGUGUGCAUCCCUGGCUUGCACAUGUUGCUGGCUCCAUGUGAUGCUCCACCCGAUCCCCCUUGCUAGAACUACAGAAUGAUGCUCACCUGGCUGCUUGAGUAGGUCCCUAUGGAAAAUCUUGUUAGACCUUAAUAGAAAAUUAUCUGUCUGUUUACCUAUGUGCUUAUAUGGCCCCUUUGCUGUAGCUUCUGAGGUCCUUUUUCUAUAUGCUUUUUUGAACUAUCCUGUAGAACUGAAUAGAGAAUGAUAUCUCCUAUAGAGUGCUAUAGGAUGGCUCAAUUAAGGCCACCUUUCCUUAUUAAAUCCUGUAGGUUCUCAGAGUAAUUUCUAUAGAACUUUCUUGGUUUCCUCCCCAUGAAAUUCUAGAGGACUUUUCCACAGGGUAUACGGGGAUAAGUGGUCAGGAUACAUAUGUCCCUUUCCCACAUGUCUGAACUGUAUAGGGAUAGGGGAGGAUUUUACCCAAUGACUGCAGGACUGGACUCAUUUCCCAGAAAGUUUUCAAAGAGUCUAGUUAUUUUCUUCACUGAAACUUUAUUAAUCAUGAAAAGCUUUAAAUUGUUAUGGUUUUUGAUGGUUAGUUGUUUUUUGGGAGAAGUAGAAGGUGGUUUGAAGUAGAGAUAGGCCCAAAGCUGAAAUGGACUGGGCCAAAAAUCAUGGAUCCAAAUUCUCCUAAAUUUGUGGUCCAAACUCUGGAUCAAGAUUUGAAUUUCCCAAAUUUCAGGGUGUUAGAUUUAGUCCCUUAUAGAGCUAGAUUCAAUCUGCAGACUUCAGUCUGAACCCAGAAUCCCAUUUCUCUUUUAGAGGUAUGGUUUCUUCUCAGUCUUUUAUUAAAGAACAGCUCUGUCAUUAUCAAUCACUGCAUUUUCAGUCGGCUGUUAAUGCAGAUAUACAAAUUGGCAAAACAUUCAGACAAAAUCAAGACAAUCCUAUGUACAAUAUUUCUAUGGGGACUUCAUUCUGUAUAUUACAUUUGGUUCAGUCCUUAGCAUAAGAAUCUUUACGGAGUUCAGGGCAACACAAUUCUGUUUUGUAAGUAUUAUUCGUUUGACUUUAUCCUUUAAUUAUAACUAUACUCAGUAGAUGACUUCAUAAUUAAGUGACACAUACAUCUCUGACCCUGAAACCAUCAUCCAGCCAUUCAUUCAGAAUUAUAUUCACUGAUCAUCAGCAAUUGUCCUUUUGAUUCAAUGAAAACCAAGGUGGCAUAAGAUUAUCUCUGUACAUUCCAAAUGUUUUGCCAGUUAACUGAUAUGUAAAAAACAAGAACAAUAAUUAAUCAAUCCUCAUUUUUGUUACUGUAAUUUUAAAGUUAAUUGGUAGCACAUGAUGUCCUCAUUAUGACACCAGAUUAAUUUUAAGUCAAGCACCGUUGGUCUCAAAAACCUCACAUGGUAUAUAUGUUUGUUAAAUAUAUCAAAAAUAUUUUUAUAAACUCACUCUUUGUGCCAGUAACCAAAGUGUUCUGAUACUGAGAUAAUGCUUCUCGGUGGAUUUUAGUCAAUUUUUCUGAUAAAGAGACAAAAUUCUGCCUCAGAUCUGCACACUUAUCUACAGAAAGUGAUUUAGAGUCCAGACAAGAAAUCAUAAUUACAUCACAACAAAAAUUAAUUGUCGAGGAAUAGAUUUGUAUAGUGUUCGGUCUAAAAUAGUCUGCUCCACAAAACCAGCUGAAUGUUUUGGUGAUGGUAUGAUUGCAGAUUUGUGCCCAGAGUACACCUGGAAUUGAAUGCAUAUAGUGAGAUACCUUCAUUCAUAUGAUUGGCAUCUUCCAAUAAUGGUUCAGGUCCUUGAUGAGAUUGAAAAUUUUUUGCUCUGUUCAUAUUCUGCAGAUAAAUAUGAAUCUGAGGGCCAUAUUGAGCUGAUGAGGCCCUCUGCACUGGAGAGCUCAAAUUCAUUCUUGGAGUAAGGUAGGCAAUGGUACUGCUCUCCCUUAUAUUUCUGCUACGUGAGGGGAAUUUUAUUCCGAUCUAUGCGCUCCAUUAGCAGAGGCUGAUAGACUAAAUAAAGGUAUUGUCCCAGGUGGUAUGGUCAGGCACAUUUACCAACCAGCUUUGUCCACUUUUUGGAAACACUGGUCCCUUACAGCUGUCCCACCUAGGCAAGGGAGGUUGUAGCUGCUUUCUGUAGCUUCCUGCACCUUGGGAGAAUGUCUAUUGUUGAGGCUUUAGUAAAAGCCUGAUCCAAAGGCCAUUGAAGUCAAUAGGAAUCUUUUCACUAAUUUCAAUUGGCUUUGGAUCAGGCCCCAAGUAUCCAUGUGGGCAUUAGCCUGCAUAGAACAGUGGUGAAUUUAGCCAUUGCUCUAUAAAGAUCUCUCUUCUAUAGUGAAGUGUACAUAAACAAGCAUUCACAUACUUUAAAAAUGAAAUAUUAAACGAGGGAGAUUGACAACUACACUGUAAAUAAAUAUUCUCAUGUUAACUAUUAAUAGUAGUCAAAUAAAUUGUAUAGCUACAUAAAAAGUUAGGGAAUUUAAAUAAAUUUCCUCUGAUCCAACACCCCAAGUUUAGCCCCUUCUCCCCCAAAUUAAAUUGUCUACCUCAUCUUAAUGAUUUGAUUUAUUGGGCUUAACAUGAUUUUCUCAGGUGCAAUAAGUAGAAACAUCUGGUUCAGUAUUUUUUUCUUAAGGACUUAUUUUAAUGGCUUGAUUGUAUUUCUGACAAGAGUCAGGGAGAAUGACUAACUGCUGUUAGUCAGUUUAAAAACUGUAAAGGGUACAAUAUAGAUAAUUUUAUGUUCCAUAGUGAUCACAUUUGUUUAAGCGUAUUGCAACUGGCUGUCUUAAGGCCCAUUCCUGUUGUUAAUCUGUGCAUGGGACUGCUAUUGAAGUCAAUAGGAGGUCUGCAUGCAGAACCACCAUAGGACUGGUUAAAUAUUCAAUACUGUCCCCAUAGAGAUUAACUUUUUAAAAAGAGCAAUCAUUCAAAAAGAGUGAGAUGACUUCCGAGCCAACUUUUACAAGAACUAUUAAGGCGGCUAGUAAAAGACGGAGAAGAAUAUAGACAGGUUUGUUUCAUUACAACUGUGUGUCACACUCAGUCCUUGGUUGAUUCAUGUGUCAUCAUGAGCAAUAAAUCUCUCCCCCGUAUGUUGUGUAGCAAUUUAUCUUUCUUUCAUGGUGCCUUUCUUCUAGAAUUAACCUUAUAAGAGAAGCAAAUUUAAUUUCCUCAUACUUGCAUUUUUUAAACUUGAUACAGAUAUCUGACACAUUACCAUAUUUCUAGCAUAGGAGACAAGCUAGAGCUUUAAAUGCUGGUGCUCAAUAAACUGAUUCAACAUACAAAAUAAAAGUAAUAUCUGAACAUUUUGCUGAUAUUUUAUAGGAUGCUAGAAAUAUGAUUCAGUGGCUCAUUAAGUGAUAGAUAUUAAGCUGAAUUCUUAUAGGCAAUGGGCAAAGUUUUCUAAAAUAUGUGCCUGAGUGAUGAAUGUACAUGCAAGUUACUAUGUGUCUAUUAUCACAUACUAUAUGAUGCUUUCGCUCCAGUGAGUUAGAAUAAUGAUGGCAAAUGGAAUGCACAAUACUUUAUCUCUGACCAUGAAGCGGAAUUGCAGUCUUCCUUUCGGAAGCGCAACUGUGUAUGUAUGUUUUAUGUACAGUUGUUAUUUUAAACCAUUGGAAUAAUUUUUUUAAACGUGUGCAUAAAAUGUGCUCAGUAAACCUUGUAUUGCAUCUGCAAAAGUUGCAUAACUGCCUGUACAAUAUGCAGUUUGUCUUUAAAAUCUGCAAUUCCAUAUUCUAUAUCCAUUUUCUACAUGCAUGUCCAAUUACCUAUCUUCCCAUGUGCAACUCUGUGUUUUGCAGACAGAACUUGGGUGGAUAUUUAUGAAAAUUUAGCCCAAUAUGGUAUGUAGCCUUUUAAAAGCAUGAGCUUCUUUUAUGUUCAUUGUCCUUUGGCAGAUGCUUAUAGCAUUUCAAUGGGUGUAUUUGGGUUAAUAAUGCAUUGCAAAAAACAAUAAGAGGUUGAAACUAACCAUUCCAGUAAAUAAAAAGGCCAGAUCUUCAGCUGGCAUAAAGUCAUCAUAUUUUUAUUCACCUCAAUAGAGCUAUGCUGAUUUAUAUCAGGUAAGGAUAUGGCCCUAUGUAUGACUGGGUAGAUAUUAUUUAACCCAACCAUUAAAUGUCUUGUGUUCAGAUUUUUAAAGGUGUUUAGGUUCUGAAAGAUUCAGAUAGACACCUAG
This is a messenger RNA of Chrysemys picta bellii (western painted turtle), 5698 nucleotides long. It is a transcript of the gene GPR26, whose product is annotated as G protein-coupled receptor 26. Gene Ontology annotation, biological process: adenylate cyclase-activating G protein-coupled receptor signaling pathway. Gene Ontology annotation, molecular function: G protein-coupled receptor activity. Gene Ontology annotation, cellular component: membrane. NCBI's taxonomy places the organism in Eukaryota, Metazoa, Chordata, Testudines, Emydidae. The record is from RefSeq and is a predicted model, not a curated record.